Messenger RNA from Knipowitschia caucasica, 579 nucleotides. NCBI's taxonomy places the organism in Eukaryota, Metazoa, Chordata, Actinopteri, Gobiiformes, Gobiidae. The record is from the annotation of a GenBank genome assembly.
AUGCCUCGCCCCCCGUCCCCUCAGAAUGACCCCGCCCCCACCACGUUGCCGACAGAUACGCCAUCCAAUCACAGCUCCUCUCCCCCGGCCUCUCCUGCAGCGGUGACCAAUCACAGUGUGGCUCCACUCAGCGCGGUCAUCCAGCCCCGCCCAUCUCCUGCAGACAGCGUUUUCAUUGUGAUGAGCAGCGUCUUCAUCGUCACCGGAUCAGUGGCGCUGAUGAUCGCAGGGGCCUGUUGGGUCAGGUUACAGAGGGGAGUGCGUCUGUCGCAGAAAGUGGACUAUCCUCCUUAUGGACUCAUGAGACCACACACCUUCAACAACCAGCCCGGUGACAGGCGGCUGGUGCAGAGCGCUCAGAUGUAUCACUACCAGCACCAGCGGCAGCAGAUGCUCUCCCUCCACAAACACAGGGAGAGUCCCAAAGUCCCCGACUCUGGAGCUUCCACAGACGAUGACAACGAAGACGGAGACUUCACGGUGUACGAGUGUCCAGGACUUGCUCCGACCGGAGAGAUGGAGGUGAAGAACCCGCUCUUCGACGACUCCACGCUGUAUUUCCACAGAUUUCACAAAUGA